Messenger RNA from Patiria miniata (bat star), 1665 nucleotides. RefSeq names its product cleavage and polyadenylation specificity factor subunit 1-like. Gene Ontology annotation, cellular component: nucleus; mRNA cleavage and polyadenylation specificity factor complex. Bases 250 to 543 code for a protein of 97 amino acids. Gene Ontology annotation, molecular function: nucleic acid binding. The transcript has 5 exons. The record is from RefSeq and is a predicted model, not a curated record. NCBI's taxonomy places the organism in Eukaryota, Metazoa, Echinodermata, Asteroidea, Valvatida, Asterinidae.
UUAUUUUAUUUUUAUACAGUGUCAGAUGUGGACAAGAACUUGAUCGUCUAUCACUAUCACCCAGGAGCACGUGAGAGCUGUGGGGGAACCAGACUACUCCGCCGUGCUGACAUUAACGUUGGCAGUCAUGUCAAUGCGUUUGUCCGAGUGCGUUGCAAGCUGAAUGACCCAGCAUCCAGCAAGUCAAUCACUGGGCCAGCUGAGAGGAGACAUGUCGUUUACUAUGCUACUCUAGAUGGCAGCCUUGGUAUGCUCUUACCAAUGACUGAGAAGACCUACAGACGCCUGCUCAUGUUACAGAAUGCCAUCACGACAAGUGUCAUGCAUAUUGGUGGACUUAAUCCUAAGGCAUACAGGCACAUUGUGUCCCACCAGCGUGAGCUGAGUAAUCCCCACCGUAACAUUCUGGACGGUGACCUGCUGUACAAGUACACCUACCUGAGUGUGGUGGAGAAGAAUGAGCUUGCUAAGAAGAUAGGCACAUCAGUGGACCAGAUCAUGGAUGACUUAAUGGACGUAGAGAGAUUAACGACUCACUUCUGAGAAAUGGAAGGCUCCACAAAUACUGUGUACACAUCCAUACGACACCACAGAGAUGCAGCGUUUGCAACAAAUCUUGUACAGGAACAGUUUGUCUACUAGAAAUCUACUCUCAGCUGGGAUUCAACAGUGCCAAUAGGGCUCGUUCAAUGACGGCCAUCUCUCUGUAGGAGAACUGCAACUGCGUAUUUAACGCAAUCAAGCACGCAUUGCACAGUGUUGAAAAUGUUCCAAACACGCGCGCUUGUUGCUCAAAAUGUGUUCGAAAUACGACACAGCCGAUGCGCGUUAUGCAAGUUGACACUCAAAAUGCCGAUGCACGUGGUUGGUCUGUAGGAAAUGACGUCAUUUGAACGAGACCUAGAUACUGAACUCCAUCUAUUCCAAGUUCAAUAAAUUGCAAUGGUUGUCCAAACUCUUUACUCCAAUGCUAGUCUGGUACACUCAUCCUGUUUUCAGUUCUACACUUCCAUGAUUGAUUUCAUUCCAUCAAGCAACAAUAACAAGGAGUUGAAAAGUGAUAAAGUGAUCUUCAUCACAUUAUUAAUAUCCAUUUGGUUUUGAAACUUCACGAACGUCAUUGCCUUAUUCAACCCUUGUAUAUUCUGUAUAACUGCAACAUCCAUAAGCUGAGAAUACUGAUGGAGAAUGUAUCUAUAUGUAUAUGCUCAGUGUCAUUUGAACAGUAAGACAACAUUUGGCAUUUUGUCAGAUUAUGCACAGUUAUUCAUUCAUUCGUUUGGUUCAUAUGAAGGUUGCAAACGGAGGACGAAGAUUUUUCAAGUUAUUGUAAUAAUUUUAUUUCACUUUUGAACUGUUUAUGGUUUGUACAUAACACCGUUUGUGUAGAUUUAGUUAAUCACACUAACUACAGAAUUAGAACUGGAUCCUUUUAUAGGGUAUUUUAACUGCAGAAAGUUAAGUCAACUCCUCAUUCCAAUGCAUAGCUGUUUUUACUUUCAGAAAAAUAUUGAAAUUAUUUUGGCAAAACAGUCGUGAUGAAUGUUUAUGUUCACUUUCCUUACAAUGGAUUACUUGAAAUAUGAAAGUGUAGAUCUGGCACCCGUCUUACUUCAAAGUAAAGGUGGUAAAUAAAUGGUCUUUUAUUUAGAUCAAGUUUUGGUA